Messenger RNA from Theileria parva strain Muguga, 3161 nucleotides. Its product is annotated as putative integral membrane protein. The coding region runs from base 288 to 3023 and encodes 911 amino acids. The transcript has a single exon. The record is from RefSeq and is a predicted model, not a curated record. NCBI's taxonomy places the organism in Eukaryota, Apicomplexa, Aconoidasida, Piroplasmida, Theileriidae.
AUUAAAAUAAUUUCAAACUGGAAUGUAAAUCAAAUAAUUACUAUUAAAUCUGUGCCCUUGAAAUUGAUGAAAUGAUGGAAAUAAUUAAACGAAUAGGAUAAAUUGACACAAGAAGAUAAAAUUGAUGAUAAUAAUCCCCACAACAAGAAAUGUUUGAGGAAGAAUAGGGAUAGAAGAACAGUUUCUGAAUUGGAAGCAAGUUAAUUUCACCUGUAGACAUCCUUAUCUGAGCAUAUAUUAACACAUUUAUCCUUUGUUAUUACCAAUCAGCUUGGUCGCAUCCGCAAAUGAAUAAAGUUUGGGUUGCCUUGAUUCUUGUACUUGUAUUUGCAGUAGCAUUAGCAGUUGCUUUGACACUGACAUUUGUGUACAAGGAAAAGAAAAAGGAGGAAGAAGAUGAAAAGAAGAAAGUGGUUUGGAAAUUCUAUUUGGAAGAACCUGAGUCUGGUUUGAAAUCAACAGAAUCCGUUCUCGAAUUUGAUCUCAAUUCAAAAACUAAACAAACUGUUGGGAAAUAUACAUUGACUCCAAAAGCCGUCAGCCAUACCUUCGAUGAAACUACGCUGAGUGGAUUUGCCUUCACAGUGGAACCCGAAAUGAGAGUUAAAAGGUUCUCAAGUGAAGGUAAAGAAGUUCGAUUACAAAAGGUACUCGUUUGCUCAGGUUUCACUGUCUUUGAUAAGGAAAAGAAACCUGAUUUCGUUACUUUAUAUCAUGAUGGAAAAUUUCACCACUACUCCACCAAGGCAGAACUAUUGUCCACAGAUUUAUUCCCCUUCGCAAAAGAGGAUAAAAAGAAAACUCCCGAAGAACUUGAUUUACCCAAAGGUAAAGAUGUAGAACCCACACCUGCACCUGAACCCACACCAGCUUCGGAGCCAACACCUGGUCCAAGUCCAUUAAAACCUAAGGGAGAUAAAGAACCUGCACCAACAACUCCCAAGGAACCUGUUCCCGUGACACCGAAACGUGAUGAAGAUGAAGAUGAUUAUAGUCCUGUUACACCCCGACCUCGAGAACCAGUGGAAGUUCUAGUUGAUUUGGGCCUUAGCUUUUUCGCUACUGAGAGUAAACCGUACACAUAUUCCGUUGGGGAAAAUGAAGUUAAAGUAACUGUAAACAAAAGAGUUGGUGAAUUUCCGUCUUUCACAUACGAACGUAAAGAUGGAAAUUCAUUCAAACCAGUCCUAUCAUAUGGUGGAACAAAUGCCAAUCUUUCAGAAGCUACUGUGAAAGCCCUUAGAGCAUUUUUAGAUAGGUCUAAUGUUCCAGUCCUCGUAACCUUCGAAGACGAUUCUGCAAAGAGAUUUUCUUAUGUACAUAAAGGUGAAAAUCAAUGGGAAUUGACUGCAAAACAUUUAACUGAGGACUUACUCGAACAUACUGCAGCAUUUUUAGACCGCUCAGUUCUUUUGGAUCUUUCAGUAAGUUCAGGAACAUAUGAUGGUGGAUCCCUUUCGAUUACUGUUGCAGGAACGACAUAUGUUGAGAAGAGGUAUGAAGGUUUCGUAUCAUUUACCCACCGAUUCCAUCCCGUUGGACAAAGUAGCUCAAAUGUCAGUUCUAGGGUUUACAAAUAUAAAUCUGGAGCUGCAGAUUUGGAAGGAUUACCACUUAAACCUGAAGUUAGUCAUGUCGUGGUUUAUUUCUCCAGGUUUGAUGAAAACUUCGCCAGACCACUCCUGGUAAAAGUUAUGGUUGGACGUGCCGUACUUGACUUUAUGUAUUUAUCAGAUAGGACAUAUUUCUUGGAAACUCGAGAAGAAAAUGUUUCAGAUGGACUGGAACUGCUGGAUUCUAGGUUUAAUCGUGUCGCGCAUGUCGACCCAACGAAGUUUGAAACAUAUAGACCAGAAACUCGCUUUACAAAGAAAACUUCUUUCAAUCAAGUUGAAGUAAAAUGCCAUGAACAUGAUCCAUCUCGUUAUUACACAAAAUGUGUUCACAAAUUACUAUUCAAACGUGGCCAUGUGCCUUUUUAUGUAGGGUCUGUUAGAAACUUUUCUCUGAAUUUGCCGGAAACCGAAGUAAGAAAAGUUGAAGCAUUUCACCUUCGCAAGGAAGGAGCUGCUCUUGUACUUAGACUCGUAGGAGAUCAUCGUACUGAUACUUUUGUACUACAUAAUGGAAGUUAUGAGAAAAAAGAGUUUGAAGAAACUGAGUUGUCCAGUGUAUUGAGAUUUGCUGCAUAUACCGAACACAACUACAUAAGUCUUAAUUUUACUAAUUAUAACCAGUCAUCUUACUAUUAUGAUGGAACCUUAACUAAACCGAAAUUCCCUGUAGAAAGAACCGUAGUUGUAAAAGCUACAGAGCACUCUCCACUGAAGCAUGUAAUGAAGGUAGAGCACACAUUAGAAAAACAACCUGGUAAAAGCCUUUCGUUUAACGUUUUUGAAACAAAUGGAUUCUUGGCCGAUUUGCCGGAUGAAAAGUUUAAAAGUGUGGAAGCAUUUUAUUCAUUAACAAAUGCCGGUCAUGUUGUUAUGGUUGUUUUCCGUGCAGAUGAUAAAAUCUGGUCCUAUAGCUGGACUGGGCGACAAUAUGUUUUAGACAAAAACUUAGGUGCAUACAAUGUAGUAACAAGACUUAGAACUGUGUUAUUUAAAGUUUAUCAAGUUCUUUAUCUAGAAAUGACACAUACAAAUGAAUACGAAUUAGUCUAUGUUGAUUCCGAAAAUAAACUUGAGAAAGUUGAAGUAAAGGUUCAAGAAGUAGGUAAUCUUACUAACGAAAUUGCGAGAUAUUCUCACACCCUGCCAAAAUGCUCCGAAAUAAGGUUAAAAGAUGAAAGCACUUUAUCAGUGAAACCCCAGGCAGGAUAUCAGUUUACCAGUGCGCUGGUUUAUCUCUAUGGUGAGAGUAACAAUUAUAAAACCCCUGUGUUUUUAACAUUAACUUCCAAUGAUGGUACAACUGUCUACUUUAAAUUAAAAGAAAACCAUAGAUGGGAAAGAUUCCGUGGAUAUGAUAUUAACAAACAUACAGAUGAUGUAUCAAAACUUGCCAAAAAGUCCUCAUGAAAUUGAUACUUCAUUUAAUUUUCAUUUAUCCAGAAUCAUUUGUCAUUUAAGAUUUUAUAAAGUAUUCUUUAUUAAAAUUUCAUAAAUCAAGUGUAAAAUGAAGUAGAGUUAGACACCAAGUUUCUAACUCAAUUAAUC